CCACUUUUACUAAGAAAAUCCCACGUUCAUAGUUCAUAUACUUCAUUUAUAUUGCUUUCUCCAAAAUGUUUUUUCGGAAGAAAUAAAGAAAAUCAAAAAAGAGAAGUAAAACAAAAGGCAGCUUCCAUUUUCUUCUUCCCUCUUCAAUGAGUGAUACUGGAGAAAAUAAGAGUCAGGGAGAUCUGGAAUUGGAAAGUGAUAAAAGAGACACAACGAUGGACUCCCCCGUCCAAUUCUCAGAAAGUUCAGAUGAUGAUGAAAUUGACUAUUCUGUGAAGCCGGAGUUGUAUGAUCCAGAGCUUGAUGAUAAAGAUGAGUUAUGGGUUCAGAAGAAAAGGAAAGGUCGUCACUCUGAUGCUGUCCUCAGCUGCCCAGCUUGUUUCACUACUCUCUCUCUCGUCUGUCAAAGGCAUGAAAAGUACUUGACGCAGUACAGAGCAAUUUUCGUAGUUAAUUGCAAGGUCGGAAGUAAAUGCUUAUUGCGUGAUAGCAUUUCACAACUAAAGAGUGGCAAGAGACGAAGAGAAACAGAUGAGAGUGAAGUAGAUCAGACUGUUGGUGAAACAUUCAAACAAGUUCAUUGCAUGGUAUGCUCAACAGAGGUUGGGGUAAUGGAUGAGGAAGAAGUCUAUCAUUUCUUCAAUGUUCUUCCAAGUGAGUCUUGACCUGCUCAAUUUCAUUUUAAACAUCUAUAGGAGGGAACUUGCAGUUCAAUUUUUAUUUAGUAAUCUGAAGUUUUGUGUCAUACAGAUAGGAUUUGUUCUAAAUAAUAUUUUGGGUAUAUCGUAAAUGAUGCCACAUGAAAAUAGCAUAUAAGUUCUUCUCAUAUUUAAGUCAAUGGCAUAUUAAGCUCCUUGUUGCAACAUUUUUCAGUAACUAUGGUUUGACCAUUUCACAUUCUCUGGCUGUCUCUCAAUCUCAUUGAUCUACAAAAUCAAUUUAUCUAACAAAAUCUUUUGGAUGGAGGGGGGUCUGGAAUUUUACUAAUUUGUAGAUCAUUAUCUGUAUUGUGGCCAGCAGGUCUCUUCUUGUAAACAUUUGAUUUGAUUAACCAAAAUAAUCAUAUUUGACAUUUAUGUUUUGUCUGAAAAAUAGUAGCUUUCUUGAGAUUUAGUGAAAUUUGAGAAGAGUUGAUUAAGUAUUUCAGCUAUGCUAUUCUUUGUCACUCUUGAUUUCUAUUUUGAACUUUGUUUAUUGCAAAUCAAUGGUUAAGAUUGGCUCCAAGUUGUUGAUUUGUGGACCAUUUGUGAGCCUCUCUGUUACCCCAUAUAUAUCUUCACUAAUUAAAAAUGAGUCAUCUAUGAAUUUUGUU
Messenger RNA from Cannabis sativa, 1312 nucleotides. RefSeq lists its product as uncharacterized. The transcript has 3 exons. Bases 147 to 665 code for a protein of 172 amino acids. Gene Ontology annotation, biological process: positive regulation of cell population proliferation. The record is from RefSeq and is a predicted model, not a curated record. NCBI's taxonomy places the organism in Eukaryota, Viridiplantae, Streptophyta, Magnoliopsida, Rosales, Cannabaceae. Gene Ontology annotation, cellular component: nucleus.